GUGGAGAGGGCCAAGAUGGCGGCUCCCGGCGGCUUCCUAUUCUCCUCAGCGCCGCCGCCGCCUGGCCGCCGCCUCCUCCUCCUCUUCCUCGCGCUCCUUUUCCUGGCGGCGGGGCCCGCGCGGGCGGGAAGGAGCCGAGUGAGGGCGCUGAGCGACGGGUCGUGGAGGGACCUCCUGCAGGGAGAGUGGAUGGUCGAGUUUUAUGCUCCUUGGUGCCCUGCCUGUCAGAACUUACAGCCAGAAUGGGAGAGCUUUGCUGAAUGGGGGGAGGAUCUCGAAAUUAACAUUGCAAAAGUGGAUGUGACAGAGCAGCCAGGACUGAGUGGACGGUUUAUCAUAACAGCACUCCCCACCAUCUACCACUGUAAAGAUGGUGAAUUCAGACGAUACCAGGGUCCACGGACUAAAACGGAUUUCAUCAAUUUCAUCAGUGACCAGGAGUGGAAGUCCACUGAGCCCAUUUCUUCAUGGUUUGGUCCAUCUUCCUUCCUGAUGAGCAGCAUGUCUGCCUUGUUCCAGCUAUCUAUGUGGAUCAGGAACUGCCACAACUAUUUCACAGAAAACCUCGGCAUCCCAGCCUGGGGGUCCUAUGCCAUUUUUGCAUUUGCAACGUUGUUUUCAGGACUCCUUUUGGGGCUUAUAAUGGUAUUUCUGGCAGACUGUAUUUGCCCUUCCAAAAAGCACAGACCGUUGCAGCACCCAUAUCAAAAAAAGCCACCGGAGUCUACUCGGCUCUUGCCAAAAGCGGGUGAAGGACUGGAGGAAGAUGAUCUUUCCGAUGCCGAGCUGGAGCCCAGAGAACCACCGAAUGCACUGAGGCAGCGUACUGCAAACCCUGUCGCCCGCGCUGGAGCAGAGCAGUCGUAGCUACUAAUUCCAGCUGGCUCCCUUUCUGGAUUUCCUGAGUUACUACUUGAUAUUCAAAGGGGAAGGAGAGGGAGUCCUCCUUUUCCUCUCCUUCAAGAGAACAGACAUGGAACAGUUUGAAGUGCGGGCGGGGGGGGGGUGCGCAACCACAUUUUGAUUUAGCCAGUCUUUGAUAAAGUUUGAUAUGUGAAGCAAUGGAGGUGGCAGCCUUGGGCUGGGCCGGGCAGUGCAGAAGGGCAAGUUACACACACGGCUUUCUGUCGGUAUCCACAUGAGUUGUUUCUGAUGGCCAGCCUGCAGUGCUGGAGGAAGUUUCCCUGAACUGUCCCUGAUGAGGCUUCUCUGGGUACGCAUUCCUUCCUCGUCAUGCAGAGGCAGUCCGGGAAGAGGAGUCUUCAGACAUGCCUUCUGCUCUCCUCCAGUGCUAACAAGAGGGUACUCAAAGUAGCUCCGCUCUUCAGAAUGCAAAAAAAAGGAAUCUGCAGCUGUGUCUGAAACAGGCCUCUGAAAUAAGCAGGGAGAUUCGAAGGAUGUAGCUAAUUUCGCAUGCUCAGGAAGGGGCCUGCGUCUCUUGGCCAGCUGCCCCCAGCACAACCACCGAGGGGUGCUGCCAAAGCCGUUGGUCUAUGACCUGGGUGGGGUCUGCUGUCCAACCGGGAAGGAGCCCCAAACCCUCUGGGCACCCCAAAUACAGUCCUUUGACCCCCAGCCUAACGUAACGUUGGUUGGCUUGGCUUGUUAGUUUUGGCCUCGGGGUAUUGUGUCUUCCCCCCUUUUAUGUGGCAGCCCCCCCACCCCACCCCCUUGUUCCUCCUGCUUUUAUAACCCAUGAAGGAGUUGGGAGGUGCCGUGUCCCAAACUUUGUUGACUUGGAGGCUAAAGGAUGCGAAUCGUAUGCAAGGGGGAAAGGCAGGUUGUGAAGUCAGCUGUUCGGUCACCUUCUAACUUGUUCUUGCAAACUAAUACUUGUAAGUCGAUUGCAAAAUUAAGGAUAAGAACUCUGGCAGGUUUUUCUGAGGGCUUGGCUCAGUCCUUGUUUUCUCUGCCCAGGUGCCUUUUUUCUAUCUCUAUCCUCAGCUGAAAGUUUAUUACUCCUCACAGUAUUCUAGAAGAGGCUUUGACUCUUUGAGCAGCUUCCUGUGGCAGACUACAAAGGCCAGUGACACUGUGAAUGCAGCUAGCAUUUCUAUGCCUCUCUCUUCCUCUGCGGCCACUUGCUCUUUUUCUACGGCGCACACCAUUCUUCUCUUGAAGGUUUUCCACCUUGGGGCCAACUUGCUUUCUGCCCUUUUAAGUACAGCCUGAGUGUAUUUACUUCCUCGUUGUUUCCUCACAGAGCAGACUAAGGGCAUUUCAUGCUCAAGAUUAGGCCGCUUUUAGACAUCCCAGGCAGUUUUUCCUCAUAGGUGUUUCGUUUUAUCUAGAUGAACACAUGAAAGCUCUGUGAUCAUCUUUAGUCGGCUUCUAAAAAAACCUGGGGCAUCUCUCCCAAAUCUUAGGGUGCAUGGUGCUUGUAAAGGACCAACGAUGCAUUUGGAAAACACUGAGACCGGCUUACAGCAGCUCUGUUUAGCCAGGUCCUGCCUGUCUCUGAAAGGGGCUUGUCAUUGCCUCCAACUCCCUUUAGAGCCUUGAACCCAGCACUUGGUCACGGCCUGAUCUAAGGUGGGCUGCAACCUCAGUACCAUUCAGAUAUAUGGUGAAAUGAUUGAGAGCUUGGGUUUCCAAAUCUGUGAUUUGGCUGAAGGUGGUCAGUCCCAGGUCAGCCAAGGCUGGUUCUUUAGAGUAAUGCUGUUUUUAAACUUUUUAAAGCUUUCACUAAGUUCCAAUGCAAAGUGGGCCUUGGACUGCCCCACUUCCUAGUUGUCUGCCUUGGGUCUCCGACUUCCUGCCGUGUUGAAGAAGCCCUCUGCCCCACUGUUGCUGUUUUCCUUUUGCGUUGUGUUUUCAUGCAUAAAAAAUAUUGGAGGGGUGGGGGGAGAUAAGGUUUUCAGAGUCAGUUCCUGGUCAGUAAGCAACCCUCUUCCCCGCUCCUGUAUCCCCUGAGGUAUCCAGCCUUGGCCAACCUGGGGCCUUCCGGGUGUUCUGAACUCCCAUCAUCCCCCGCCAGCCCUGCUUUGAUGGCAGGGGAUGAUAAGAGUCCAAAACACUGAGGUGGGCCCCAGGUGGGCCAAGGCUGCCUUUAUGUAGCAGUUGGGGGGGGCAGAUUGAGGCAUCGGCAGGUGUGUGCCCAUGCGUGCUUCUCCUUUGCCACAGAAGACGGCUCAGUUGCAUCCCAUAACAUUUCUCUGCCUGAACCACAACUUUUGAAGCCCUAGUUGGUGUGGGAGAUUUUUUAAAAAUAUAUAUUUUAAACUGUUCGCACAUGGCCCCCGAGAGGGGAAGCGCAAAGAAGGGGGUCAUUCCAUUUGCAGCCUGCCGUUUGCUUGAGGAAGGACAUUCCUGGUUUCUGACUUAGACAAACAGUGCUCCUUGGGUGGGACAGUUGCACCCGCCUCCUUUCCCCCCUGGUGCAGUCGUGGCCUGAAUGCAUUCCAGCUCUGAAGAACGAGGGAGCCUUUCCUGACGCGACCAGGCAGCACUCCGAAAGGCAACUUGCAGAAACUAGGUUUAGGUCAGAGUUACUGCACAAGUGACUUGUGACACGAAAGACUAGUUCAUGACCCAAGGCGCAGUAACUGAAGCAUGUUUGCUGUUCUCAGUUGUUGAGUGAAUGUUGUCUUUGCAGUUGACUAGAUGCCUCGGUCCUACCUGGGAAAUCGUUUCCAAGUAAUAAAAUUACAGACAUGUAGGAAA
Messenger RNA from Podarcis muralis (Common wall lizard), 3663 nucleotides. RefSeq names its product thioredoxin related transmembrane protein 1 (gene TMX1). Gene Ontology annotation, molecular function: disulfide oxidoreductase activity. Lineage: Eukaryota; Metazoa; Chordata; Lepidosauria; Squamata; Lacertidae. Gene Ontology annotation, cellular component: endomembrane system. The record is from RefSeq and is a predicted model, not a curated record.